Wyeomyia smithii (pitcher-plant mosquito) is the source of this 762-nucleotide messenger RNA. RefSeq lists its product as uncharacterized. The transcript has a single exon. Gene Ontology annotation, biological process: DNA integration. The record is from RefSeq and is a predicted model, not a curated record. The coding region runs from base 1 to 762 and encodes 253 amino acids. Lineage: Eukaryota; Metazoa; Arthropoda; Insecta; Diptera; Culicidae. Gene Ontology annotation, molecular function: nucleic acid binding.
AUGGGGUCGGAUAUACAGGAACUAAUCGACGCCUGUAGAAUUUGUCAGAUACAUCAACGAGACAACGUGAAACAGACUAUCGUUCCAAAAGAAACUCCAAGUUUGCCGUUCCAGCGAGUUGCUUCAGAUCUAUUCCACUUUAAAGGUAAAGACUAUAUUUUAAUCGUGAAUAGCUAUUCGGGUUUCUUUGACUUUAAAGAGCUGUCAGAGUUGUCUUCGCAAAUCAUGAUAGCGAAACUCAAGGAAUGGUAUGCAGUUCAUGGUGUUCCACGUGUAUUGGAGUCGGAUAAUGGACCGCAGUACUCGUCCGGAGAAUUCCAAAAGUUCGCGAAGAACUGGGACUUUGACCAUAACACGUCAAGUCCGUGUUUUUCUCGUGCCAACGGACUAGCUGAACGCUACGUUCAAACGGCCAAGACGAUCCUCAAGAAAUGUGCCGAAGAUGAGUCAGACGUGCAGCUUGCACUGUUACACGCCAGAAAUACGCCAAGAUCUUUCGGGUUACCUGCACCCAGUGAAAGGCUCAUGGGAAAACUUCUUCGUACAAACCUGCCCACUACAGACGAGAACUUUCAGCCUAAGGUAAUUUCCGGAGUUCCGGAAGCAUUGUACGAACAAUGGAAGUUACAGAAACAGUACGCUGAUAGAGGAGCUUUGGAACCGAAUAUCUAUCAACCUGGAGAACCAGUUUUGCUUCAGCACCAACAUACUAAAACCUGGAGACCAGUAACAGUGAUGCAAUGCGUCGACGGGAGAAGAUAA